UUGAAUGGGCUCCGCUGUCUUAGGGCGCAGCGGAGGAAACAGGCACGUACCGCACGCCUCGCUGUCACACCGAGCCGUACGGACUCGAACCAGAACCGACGGACCGGGACGCGGCUUCCAGCUCGGACAGGAGGACGAACAUCUCCUUUAAACCCCCAGCUGGAGUCUGUUUGUUCAGGGAGCCUCUUGGACACCAGGAUGUAGUUUAGCAGCCCGAAGCUCCCGCUUUUCAACCUGCAGAAGAAAACAGCGAGGAAAUGGAGACUUUAAGCGGCUUUUCCUCCCAGCGAAACACCCUGUGUCUGUUUGACGUGGACGGCACGCUGACCCCACCGAGAGAGAAAAUCGACCCGAAGCUGGACGAGUUCCUCCAGACUCUGAGGAGGAAGGUGAAGAUCGGCAUCGUGGGAGGGUCCGACUACCCGAAGAUAGCCGAGCAGCUCGGGGAAGGAGACGACGUGAUUCACAAGUUUGACUACGUGUUUGCUGAAAACGGGACGGUUCAAUAUAAAGACGGGAAACUCCUCUCGAAGCACGCGAUCCAGAACCAUCUGGGAGAGGAGCUGCUGCAGGAUCUGAUUAACUUCUGCCUGCGGUACAUGGGGCUCAUUAAGCUGCCAAAGAAAAGGGGAACGUUUAUUGAGUUCAGGAACGGGAUGAUUAACAUUUCGCCCAUCGGUCGCAGCUGCACCCAGGAGGAGAGGAUCGAAUUUUCCGAAAUAGACAAGAGGGAGAAGAUCCGGGAGAAAUUUGUUGCUGCCCUGAAAAAGGAGUUUGCCGGAAAGGGGCUUCGCUUCACCAAAGGUGGGCUCAUCAGUUUCGAUGUUUUCCCUGAGGGCUGGGACAAGCGGCUCUGCUUAGACCUGCUGGAGAACGAAGGCCUGGACGCCAUCUACUUCUUUGGCAACGAAACCUCAGACGGAGGAAACGACUACGAAAUCUUCAACGACCCGCGGACGAUCGGCUUCACCGUCUACUCGCCAGAGCACACUGCCCGGCUCUGCCGCGAACUUUUCUUCGACCCGUCGCCGCGCCGCAUCGCCAUCCCUCCAGCCAAAAGCCCCUCCGAACUGGACGGCAGCAGGAGUAUCGAGCGCAGGCUUUUGAUGAAGUGCUGAGUGGCCCGGCUGCUGACGCCUCCUUGAUAAUGAUGUUAGUUUCAUGUAUGAGUGGAAGGCAGGAGGUGGGUUUUAUUUAAAGAAACAGGCAGCAGAUGUUGUUGUUUAAGUACUGUGCCAAAAACUAAGUUUGACUGCUGUAACCUUGAAAUGAACCAUAAAUGAACAGGGAUAUUUAUCUUCCAGAUCACUUUGGGUAGGAAGUGAUAUUUUGCACUAAUAACUGCAUCAUGUAGUUAAUGACAAACUCACCGCAGUCAGGGAGCGGGACGGAGGAGACUCAGACUGCAACAGGAUUUCUGUUUUGUUUUUGGUGAUUAUCUUCUUCUACACUCUAGUUAAAGUGUAGGACGUACCAAAGGGACACAACAUUCCAGGUGCUGUGAUUUUUUAACUGGAUCCGUUUUAAUACGUCAGCUGUUUAACUAUCUGGUGUCAAAUAUUUACAUCAACUUCUCGAGUGUCCUGAAGGAACUAUGAACUCCUUUUCAAUGCACUUAAGGGAACAAUCAAUCAAUCAAUCAAAUUUUUUUUGUAUAGCACAUUUCAGCUACAAGGCAUUUCAAAGUGCUUUACAUCAUAAACACAAAACACAAAG
Molecule: messenger RNA, 1716 nt
Organism: Poeciliopsis prolifica (blackstripe livebearer)
Lineage: Eukaryota; Metazoa; Chordata; Actinopteri; Cyprinodontiformes; Poeciliidae
Gene: pmm1
Product: phosphomannomutase 1
Exons: 8
Coding region: 258-1118 (286 amino acids)
Biological process (GO): protein N-linked glycosylation; mannose metabolic process; GDP-mannose biosynthetic process
Cellular component (GO): cytosol
Molecular function (GO): phosphomannomutase activity
Source: RefSeq, a predicted model, not a curated record